Molecule: messenger RNA, 837 nt
Organism: Theileria orientalis strain Shintoku
Lineage: Eukaryota; Apicomplexa; Aconoidasida; Piroplasmida; Theileriidae
Exons: 1
Coding region: 1-837 (278 amino acids)
Source: RefSeq, a predicted model, not a curated record
AUGGAAGCUUAUAAAUUAUUAUUGGCAUCUGUGGUAAUUUUGGGCGUACAGAAGACCCUGUGUUCAGAGGAGUCCCCUUUGGACGAGAAUAAGCUCAAAAUUUUCAGCUCUACGGGCUCGGGUGAAACCAAUUCUGAAGUCGAUCACUCCAAAAUCCAAGUUAAAAACCACGGCGAAGCUGUGGAAUACAGAUUUCCCAAAGAGGUUGCCGUUGGCGAGGUCAAGUACGACGACGUUCAGGUGUGUGAGUUGGAUUCUAGCUUUAACCCAAACGCACUCUAUUUGAUGUUGAAACGUAGGGCGAUUGUGCUCGUUUCCGGCGACAUAUGGAGGUUCUACAUCAAGAAUGAAAACGGCUGGCAGUUUGACGGCCAGAAGACCAUGGAGUCAAUGGAGCUCGACAUCGGCAACAAUGAAACCACUGGCGACGUCUCAUACUCAGUCUCAGACGGCACUGCUUUGUUCAGACCUCUCUCUGAUAAAUUCUUCAGGACCGUCAAGCAGGGCUCUGAUACCAUCUUCGAGACCGAGGACUCCAUAGAGUACGCCAGGAAGGUCACGCUGGAAGGCGUGAACUCACACGACCAGACUCUGCUCGUUGAGCUCCUCUGCGGUGAGAUUAAGACCUUCAUAAGGCAAGAUGGUGGUUCUUGGGAGCUUCAAGAGGACAAGAAGCCAUCUGAGGAGAAAGAUUCCAAGUUGAGGGGAGGCUGCCUCAAGUUCAAAAAAACGACUGGAUUUUUGGACUUUGACAUCAUAACAAUAGUGUUAAUAAUUGCUGGAGGUAUUUUGUUGCUUGUUUUGCUGGGCGUCUUAAUCAGAAUCUGCCUUAAGUAA